Trifolium pratense (red clover) is the source of this 2413-nucleotide messenger RNA. RefSeq names its product sorting nexin 2B-like. The transcript is spliced from 5 exons. Gene Ontology annotation, molecular function: phosphatidylinositol binding. The record is from RefSeq and is a predicted model, not a curated record. The coding region runs from base 493 to 2058 and encodes 521 amino acids. Lineage: Eukaryota; Viridiplantae; Streptophyta; Magnoliopsida; Fabales; Fabaceae.
ACAAAGAAAAAACAUUAAAAAAUGCCACCUAAUAAUCCAGCUCAAAUACAGCUUAUCCAUUUAACAUUUGCCAUAUGGAUUGUGUGACGCUAUACUCGAAGUUUUGGUCAGCAUUCCCAAUCCUCAAAAACACUGCCCCCAGUUUUGGCUUUUACGAACCUAGUUUGCAUUCACAGCUUUAAAAAAUAAUCACUUUUUAUUAAUCACUUUGGCUUCCACGUCAAACCAUAACUCAAAACUCGUGACACGUAACUAAAAAAACGACUUCUCAACUUAUUAUGUGGCACCGUGUCACCCAUAUGAUUAUCAUCUAACUUCCCAAAUCCACAAACAAUUCCGCGUUUCUGAGUCAACUCAAUUAAAAUCACCGAGUCAUAACUCAAUCCAACUCGCUCCGAGUUUUGAAUCUUCAUCUUCUUCACUACCAAUGACACGCAAAAACUCCAUUUUCGUUCAAUCCAAAAGCUCUUGAUUUGUUGAAUCGAAGAAAAAAUGAUGAAUCAAGAUCAUGUUCUUCACGCUUCCCAAGACGAUGAAAUGGAGUCGCUGGUUCUUCACGACGAUAACGGCAACGGAAACGGUAACGGUAACGAUUCCUCCGGCAACAUUCAACAACCGUCGCAAAGUCCUAAAUCGCCUUUCAAUUCGUUCCUUGAUCCUCCUUCUUAUGCUGAAGCAAUUUUCACUUCGUUUGAUUCCAACGGUCACGAUCAAACCCUAGAACAAUCGAGUCGUUCCGGAACUGGAUCUGGAUCAGGAUCCGAAUCCGAUUGCAUGCAAAUCUCGGUUUCCGAUCCGCAAGAGGAGCAAGAGCUAACGAACUCACUUGUUCCUGGCGGAAGCAGUUAUCAUACUUAUCUGAUCACGACAAGGACGGGAAAAUCGGAAGUAGGUGUAAGGAGAAGGUUCCGGGAGGUGGUUACACUGUCGGAGCGGUUAUCGGAGGCGUACCGUGGUUACGUGAUUCCGGUGAGGCCGGAGAAGAGUUCAGUGGAGAGAAAGGUGAUGCAGAAGGAAGAGUUUGUUGAGCAGAGGAGAGUUGCAUUGGAGAAGUAUCUGAGGAAGUUAGUGUCACACCCUGUGAUUGGGAAGAGUGAGGAAUUGAGAUUGUUUUUGGAGGUUCAAGGGAAGUUGCCGUUGAUGAGGACUACCGACGUUGCCUCGAGGAUGCUUGAUGGGGCGGUGAAGCUUCCCCGGCAGUUGUUUGGUUCGGAGAGUGUGGCGGUUGAUUUGAAUGAUGUGACUCAGCCUGCUAGGAGUGGGAGGGAUUUGCUUAGGAUUUUUAAGGAGUUGAAACAAUCUGUUACUAAUGAUUGGGGUGCUGCUAAGCCAUUGGUUGUUGAAGAAGAUAGGGAAUUUAUGGACAAGAAGGAUAAGUUGAUGGAAUUUGAACAACAACUUAGCAAUGUUUCUCAGCAGGCUGAAUCCCUUGUCAAAUUUCAGCAAGACAUGGGCGAAACAAUGGGUGAGUUGGGGCUGGCUUUUGUGAAACUUACUAAAUUUGAGUCGGAAGAAGCCGAAUUUGAAUCUCAGAGAGUACGAGCUGCGGACAUGAGAAAUGUAGCAACUGCAGCUGUCAAAGCUAGCAGGUUAUAUAGAGAGCUGAAUACACAAACAAUCAAACAUCUGGAUAAACUACAUGAAUAUCUUGGGACAAUGCUAGCCAUCAACAAUGCAUUUUCUGACCGAUCAAGUGCAUUGUUGACGGUUCAAACACUCUCAUCAGAACUAGCUUCUUUACAUUCACGGAUUGAGAAGCUCGAAGUUGCUGCAUCCAGAAUAUUUGGCGGAGACAAGACUAGGAUGCGGAAAAUUGAAGAGUUGAAAGAAGCCGUUAGAGUAACUGAGAGCGCUAAAAUUUGUGCAGAUAGAGAGUAUGAACGAAUCAAGGAAAAUAAUAGGAGUGAGCUUGAAAGAAUUGACAAGGAGAGGCAAAGUGACUUCCAAAACAUGCUGCGAGGGUUUGUUGUCAAUCAGGCAGGCUAUGCAGAGAAGAUGGCUGCUGUGUGGGAGAAGCUUGCAGAAGAAACAUCUACAUACUCAAGCAACAACAGCUAAAAUGUACUUUGGCUGUAAAUUUUUGUUUUAAUCCUUUUUAUGCUACUCUCUAAAUUUUUAUUUCAUUAGGUUUAAGCUUAUGUAGUAUAAAGAUACUUUGAACAUUUCGCGAACAUAAUUUUAACUAACCAGAGUUGUACAUGCAGCAUAUAUUAUUGUCUGAUGAAGUUCAAUAUUUCAAUGUGGAAAUGUCUUUUGACUUAUCGUGGUCCCCCAAUCUUUAUAGAUAGUUUCUAUCAUUGCAAGCCAUUCUUAUAUAAUUCUCCUCUCUCCCUUGUAUUACUUAAUUAGUUAAUUGUAUUAAUUGCAGGAAUUUUGAAUUUUUUUUAUGUAAUAAAUCAAUGGGAUUUCUUUA